UCUGCGGCGGGGGCGUGGCUUGGCGCUGGCUGAGCGAGGCCGCGUUGGCGCGUGCGCAGAAGCGACGGCAUCGGCCGUCACUGGGCGGCAUGGCGGUGUGCGCUCGCCUCUGCGGCGUGGGCCCGUCGCGCGGAUGCCGGCGUCGCCAGCAACGCCGGGGCCCGGCCGAGACGGCGGCGGCCGACAGCGAGCCGGACACCGAUCCCGAGGAAGAGCGCAUCGAGGCGGGCGCGGCGGUGUUGGCCGGGGUGGGGGGCGGCUUGUGCACUGGCCCCUCGCCGCCGCCCCCGCGCUGCUCGCUGCUGGAGCUGCCGCCCGAGCUGCUGGUGGAGAUCUUCGCGUCGCUGCCCGGCACAGACCUGCCCAGCCUGGCCCAGGUCUGCACCAAGUUCCGGCGCAUCCUUCACACCGACACCAUCUGGAGGAGGCGCUGCCGCGAAGAGUACGGUGUUUGUGAAAACUUGCGGAAGCUGGAGAUCACAGGCGUAUCUUGUCGGGACGUCUACGCGAAGUGUAUAAACCCUCGCGUGAAGUCGGGACGUUUUAUGAAAAUUCUCCCUGAUUAUGAGCACAUGGCGUACAGAGACGUUUACACCUGCCUGCUUCACCGAUACAGACACAUUUUGGGAUUGUGGCAGCCAGAUAUCGGGCCAUAUGGAGGACUGCUGAACGUGGUGGUGGACGGCUUGUUCAUCAUUGGGUGGAUGUACCUGCCUCCCCACGACCCCCAUGUCAAUGACCCCAUGAGAUUCAAGCCUCUGUUCAGGAUUCACCUGAUGGAGAGGAAGGCCGCCACAGUGGAGUGCAUGUACGGCCACAAAGGGCCCCACCACGGCCACAUCCAGAUUGUGAAGAAGGAUGAGUUCUCCACCAAGUGCAACCAGACGGACCACCACAGGAUGUCUGGCGGGAGGCAGGAGGAGUUUCGGACAUGGCUGAGGGAGGAAUGGGGGCGCACGCUGGAGGACAUCUUCCAUGAGCACAUGCAGGAGCUCAUCCUGAUGAAGUUCAUCUACACCAGUCAGUACGACAACUGCCUGACCUACCGCCGCAUCUACCUGCCGCCAAGCCGCCCUGAUGACCUCAUCAAACCAGGCCUCUUCAAAGGCACCUAUGGCAGCCACGGCCUGGAGAUUGUGAUGCUCAGCUUCCACGGCCGGCGUGCCAGGGGCACCAAGAUCACGGGCGACCCCAACAUCCCCGCCGGGCAGCAGACGGUAGAGAUUGACCUGAGACACCAGAUCCAACUGCCUGACCUCGAGAACCAGCGCAACUUCAACGAGCUGUCCCGCAUCGUCCUGGAGGUGCGAGAGCGGGUACGCCAGGAGCAGCAGGAAGGCGGGUACGAGGCAGGCGAGGGGCAUGGCCGACAGGGCCUCCGGGAGUCCCAGCCAAGUCCUGCUCAGCCCAGGGCAGAGGCACCCAGCAGGGGCCCAGACGGGACACCUGCUGAGGACGGCGGUGAACCUGGGGAUGCCGCAGCUGCGGCCGAACAGCCUUCCCAGAGUGGGCAAGGGCAGCCAUUUGUGCUGCCUGUGGGCGUGAGCUCCAGGAAUGAAGACUACCCCCGAACCUGCAGGAUGUGUUUUUACGGCACAGGCCUCAUCGCGGGCCAUGGCUUCACCAGCCCUGAACGCACUCCUGGGGUCUUCAUCCUCUUCGACGAGGACCGCUUCGGGUUCGUCUGGCUGGAGCUGAAAUCCUUCAGCCUGUACAGCAGGGUCCAGGCCACCUUCCGGAAUGCAGAUGCGCCAUCCCCACAGGCCUUUGACGAAAUGCUCAAGAACAUUCAGUCCCUCACCUCCUGACCAGCCACAUCCUGGGUAGCUUUGGGGCUCUGGACUCUGACCUGUGAAUAGAAGCAGCAUGCACUUUGGAAAUACAGCCUUUUGACCAGAACGCACACCUCGUUGGGGGUCCCCGCCCAGCCACACCCCAGCACUUUAUGUAGAGAGAGUGACAGACCUGUAUAUUUGUCAGUGCCGUGAUGGAGGAAGCUGAGCAUGUCUUACCAAAAAAGAGAAUGAGCUGGAAUACAGUGGAUCUAGGGGGCCAGCUGCGGGACUGUGUGAGAAUUGAAGAGGUGGAGUUGCCACACCCUGGGCUGGCUGGCGGUUUUCUCGGGAAACAGGACUCUCCUCUGGCCAACUUUUCCCGUGAGCGGAUAGAAUGAUAGAAUGGGUCGUGUAUGAGACACAUGUGCUCUACCCCCACUCCUGCUGGGGGGAGCCAGGCAGAAGUGGCCUCCGGGGAGGGGAUCAGGAAGAGAACACUCAGGCAGUGCAGGUGUGAUGGGCACAGCAUGUGGAGGGCAAGCUUGGGAAGCUGGUGGGAUCUCAGGGUUGGGGGUGGACUCUGGAUUGAAUCUCAUCUCUCUCCCGGCUCAGUCGAGUUUGGACAGAAGCAUUUCACCUGAUUUCAGUUUCCUCACCUGUGGAGUGGUGUAGUGACCUGAGUCACUGGAGAAUGUCAAUGUGAGCGCACAGCCCGGCCAACACACCUGCCCCGGCCCCUCUUCUCCAGUUUUGGAGCCGAGGCCAUCGUUCCAGCCACUUGACCAUCCUCGUCAGCCUGUUCCAGACAGGGCGUUUUGUCCUUGCUUUCCUCCAUGCACGCACGCGUUGUCGAAACCAAGCUGCCAGCCAUUUUCUCCAGAACACAAGGCUCCAGGCUCACAUUUCUGAAGCAGUCCUUGCAUUUCUCUCCUGUGAGUGGUUCCCUCAGGUGCCAGGAGUGCUCAUACGAGAUGAUGAGGAAAGCCCUUUGCAGUUGAGGGGGCAGUUUUCUUGAAAAGCCACACCUAUGUCUGGGGACACAUUUUAUAAAGCAGGACCCCCUGAGUACCCUUCAGCUUGGAGACCCCAUGCACUGAUGCCUCCACUGCUGUGUUAACACCUCCGUGUGGGGACCCCAUCGAAAAUCUUGGCUGAGGUUGGCAUCUCUUGAAGAACAGGGAGCACGGUGCCCUAGGCCGGCUGUUGCCCUAGCCCGCAGCCAGCUCCGUGCCCGAGUCCCUUUCUGCCACUAGUCCUUGUGCUGGGUGCCCUGGACAUGUCCUACUGGUGAGGGACCUUGGGAAGGUAACAGUCUGUGUGCCUUUGUCUAGAGACCAACCUGAGAAUAUCCUGGGAAACAUUUUCCUGAUGAACUUCUGACUGGCCUUUAAAAAAAACAAAAAUCCCACUGCCCAGCCUCAGUGCAUUUGGCAAAUUCUUACUUUGCUUCCCAGAAUCAGAAAAUUGGCAAGGUCCUUAAAUGGUAAUCUGGCCCGCCUGGGAAAAAGACUCGGGAGAAAAGCCAGCGGAGAAGGAGAAGGUGGCAGUAGGGCUGCCCACCCAGGAGCCAUGCAGAUCCCGAGGCGCACCUGCCGCCUCCGUGUGGCCAGUUUCUAGCAGCUUUUGCAGCAUUAGCCUACACGCUUUGUCACUCCUUGCCCUCUGUGGUGGUCACUAUUUUUCUCUCAUGCCAAAUGAUGCAGUCCCUGAGGGAUGGUGACUCGUGGCCCUGAAGCCUCGGGGAACCUCGGACAUGUAGACUGGCACCCUUCAGGGUUCACCAUUGUUUCAAUAAAAUCAAGAAAAUGCAUUUUUACCAAGAGCCUGAGGCUUGCUCUAAGGGACCCAGUCCAUCAGAGGCAUGCCCUUUGGGGCUUAAAGAGCACACUGGUGGGAGACGAGCACUUCUGAUUAAAGGAAUCUCAAAUCUCAA
Messenger RNA from Saimiri boliviensis boliviensis (Bolivian squirrel monkey), 3708 nucleotides. RefSeq names its product F-box protein 31 (gene FBXO31). Gene Ontology annotation, molecular function: protein binding. Lineage: Eukaryota; Metazoa; Chordata; Mammalia; Primates; Cebidae. The record is from RefSeq and is a predicted model, not a curated record. Gene Ontology annotation, cellular component: SCF ubiquitin ligase complex. Gene Ontology annotation, biological process: SCF-dependent proteasomal ubiquitin-dependent protein catabolic process.